GUCGUUUCAACAAGCGAAAAACAAAUUGCGGCUUACCGCCGCCUCAAUCUGUUUUUAACACCGGCCACCGCACUGUUUUUCUCGUAAAAUGGAUUCGUCGGCUUCUUCUACACGAAAACACGAUGUGAAUCGCGAGAAGUAUCUGUUGAAGGUGAUUUCACCGGCGAUCAAAGGAAAAACGUGUCCGAUAUGUUUAAAAGAACUGAACGAUCAUCGGAAAAUAGCGGUUGUAUCUGUUUGUCUUCACGCGUACUGUUUAGGUUGCAUUCGGAGGUGGAGUGAUUUUAAACGGAAGUGUCCUCUCUGUAACGCUACUUAUAACUCUUUGUUCUACAAGAUCAGUUUCUCUUCUCGUAAUUUUUUGACGGAGACAUUACCGGAGUUAGAGAGGAACGUUAAAAAUCACCGGACAGAAGGUCAAUUCAGUUCUCGGAGAGUUCCUGAGCAACGCAGUAUGAUGACAUUGACGAGAAGAAGCAGGGCAUUGCCGUGGCGGCGUACAUUUGGACGGCCAGGAUCUGUGCCUUGUUCUAUUGUUGCUGAAAGAAAGCUUCAAUGGCGUUCUAGUAUAUACAAAAGAAGCUUGAAAGCUGUUCCUUUAUCUCCUCUGAAUUGUCUGCAGCAGAAUGUGUUAAAAGAUGGUUAUACAAAAGAAAAGGUGCUACAGAGAAUAGAGCCAUGGAUUCGAAGAGAGCUGCAAGCUAUCCUUGAGGAUCCGGAUCCGUCUGUUAUUGUUCAUGUGGCCUCCUCACUUUUCAUUUCUAGACUUGAAGGAAAGUCUGAUGUUCGUGCAGGACAAUAUGGUGAUGAAGAUAGCUUCAUAGUACCUUUGCGGCCAUUUUUGCAGAACUGGACCAACGUGUUUUGGCAUGAACUAAGAUGUUUUGCAGCAACUUCUCUUACUAUGGAAACAUACGAUGCUGUGGUUACUUAUGUACCAGCUGAUUAAGUCCGUUUCAACGUCCAUUCAAAAUUCAAGGAGAUUGCAGUUAAUCAUGGCCAGGAUAUUCAAUCUGCACCAUGACUAGUGGGAUCAUAUAGAAAUUUGGGGCCAUGCCAAGAGUAGAGCCUCAUUUUUUGGUUUAGCUGCUGAUCUAUUAGUUUCAGUUUCAGAUUCAUGUUUCCUUCAGUUCCAAUUUAAACUUGGAAUUUGCAUUCUCAUACUUCCCUCUUUCAAUACCAAUCAUAAUAUGUGUGCUGGAAAAUUCUGCUGGUGGGAAGCACAGUUGUUCAGAAGGCUUAACGACAAUGCCAGAAAUGCAAUCGAAUCUAAAAAGCAGACCAAGAGAAGCACAUUGCAGGUGGGGUGAGCGUGUUGUUGCUAUCCACAACCAGUUAACUUGAUUUAUUUGCUGCCAUGGGAAAAGUGCUAGUGAUGUAUCCUAUGGAGAUGGCUGUGGCGGAUGGCGCUUAUGUGAAAAUCCUGGUGUAUAAUUAUAAUGUAACUAGUAGUAUGGUUGUAAUGUAUUAAUGCUAAUGUUAAUGUUGUGUUUCUUAAUAAUUGUGCAAGCAUUAUGUAUGACCUUCAAAAAUUGGUGAUGUUAUUUAUAAUUAAUAUAUUUCUUACAGUUCUAUCA
This is a messenger RNA of Mercurialis annua (annual mercury), 1577 nucleotides long. RefSeq lists its product as uncharacterized. NCBI's taxonomy places the organism in Eukaryota, Viridiplantae, Streptophyta, Magnoliopsida, Malpighiales, Euphorbiaceae. Gene Ontology annotation, biological process: protein monoubiquitination; protein polyubiquitination. The coding region runs from base 89 to 949 and encodes 286 amino acids. Gene Ontology annotation, molecular function: ubiquitin protein ligase activity. The record is from RefSeq and is a predicted model, not a curated record. The transcript is spliced from 5 exons.